AACCCAAACAGAGUAAUCCAUAACCAUGGCUGCCCUUCUCUUCUCACUACUCGCCCUCUUCCUUUGCCACCACCCCUCCACCGUCUCCGCCCGCUGCGGCACCAUUGACCAGGGCUCCACCCUACAACUCCUCCAUGUGAACAGCCCCUGCUCCCCAUUCAGGCCCAAAUCCCUCUCAUGGGAAAACUCGGUCCUCCAAAUGCAGGCCGGCGACAAAUCCCGCCUCCAAUACCUCUCCAGCCUCGUCGUCCCCAUCGCCUCCGGCCGCACCAUCACCCAGAAUCCCACCUACAUUGUCCGUGUCAAUAUCGGCACCCCACCUCAGCAGCUGCUUGUGGCACUCGACACCAGCAACGACGCUGCUUGGAUCCCAUGUACCGGCUGCGUUGGCUGCUCCUCCUCCACCUUCGACCCGGCCAAGUCCUCCACCUUCAAACCCCUCCGCUGCGGUUCACCCCAAUGCUCCCAGGUACCUAACCCAAGCUGCGGCGGCGCAUCGUGUGGGUUUAACACGACAUACGGAGGCUCCUCCAUCUCGGCCGGUCUUGUGCAGGACAGCAUCGCCCUAGCUACCGACUCGAUCAGCGGCUACACCUUCGGGUGUGUGCAGAAAAGCACGGGUUCAUCGUUCCCGGCCCAAGGAUUAUUGGGCCUGGGCCGAGGCCCAUUAUCUCUAAUGAGCCAAAGCACCAGCCUCUACCAAUCCACAUUCUCCUACUGCCUGCCUGGCUACAAGUCCACCAGCUUCGCCGGCUCACUGACGCUGGGGCCCCACAGCCAGCCCGUCAGAAUCAAAACCACCCAACUCUUGAGGAACCCUAGAAGAUCGUCUCUCUACUACGUCAAUCUCGUCGCAAUCAGAGUCGGGGGAAGGAUCGUCGACAUUCCUCCAUCCGCCUUCGCCUUCGACCCCAACACCGGCGCCGGCACCAUUUUCGAUUCAGGCACGGUGUUCACGAUCCUGGUGAAGCCGGCGUACGAGGCGGUGAGGGACGAGGUGCGGCGGAGGAUGCGCGGCGCGGCGGUGUCGUCGCUGGGAGGGUUCGACACGUGCUACAACGUGGCGAUCAGUGUGCCGACGAUCACGUUCAUGUUCACGGGGAUGAACGUGACGCUGGCGCAGGACAACUUCGUGAUCCGAAGCAGCGCGGGGAGCACGUCGUGCCUGGCGAUGGCGGCGGCGGCGGAGGGAUCGGUGAAUUCGGGGCUGAACGUGAUUGCGAGCUUCCAGCAGCAGAACCACAGGAUACUGAUCGACGGGCCGAACUCGAAGCUGGGCGUGGCGCGUGAGGCGUGCACCUAGAUUUCUCAUUUCUUUUUAUUUCCGAUCAAAUUGAAAACUGGAAAUUAUUCUAUUCAAUUGAGAACUCACAUUUGUAGUCUUGUUA
Molecule: messenger RNA, 1388 nt
Organism: Salvia hispanica
Lineage: Eukaryota; Viridiplantae; Streptophyta; Magnoliopsida; Lamiales; Lamiaceae
Product: aspartyl protease AED3-like
Source: RefSeq, a predicted model, not a curated record